Molecule: messenger RNA, 1954 nt
Organism: Candidula unifasciata
Lineage: Eukaryota; Metazoa; Mollusca; Gastropoda; Stylommatophora; Geomitridae
Source: the annotation of a GenBank genome assembly
ACAAAAAAGGCGAGCAGAGAAGCAGCCACUACCAAAGUACCAAGACGGGAUAACAAUGGCAAACGGCAUUUACCGUCCCGAACGCUUCAUCCGUCGCUCCAGCACCUUCAGCGGCACCAGUCAACACUCAGACAUCAGAGACCAGCGGCGCAGUCUUCGCGCCAAAACCUUCACUCAGAACGCCCAAAGCCCUCGCCAGAGACCUCCAGUUCUGUUCUAUACAAUUCGAGCAGACCCCCGGCUGUAUCCAGAAGUACAGAUGGGUCUCCCGGUCUACAGCAGACCCCCUCAAGUGGGUCGCCCUGUCUUUUUCUUGGAUAGAUCAGGAAAUUCCAAGUCAAAACCUGCAGCCAGCGACACAGUUGGGGUAACUGGAACCACCAAUGAAGAACGGGCGAGAAAGGACAAGCCCAGGUCAAAAUCUUUUUCACGGUCCCACCGCCCGGAAAUAUUUACUCGUCGCCAUAGCGACACUUCUGAAACAUCCCUGAUCGGCGCUCCUGGAGAUGUCAUUCUGAGGCAGAAGAUGGACAGCGCCAUUAUUUAUUCCAAAACAACGAAUCCAAACCGGCACGAUGACAAUAACAACAACAACAAUAACAAUAAGAACCAUUUUAAGACAUACUCCGGACACAACGCAACAUAUGCCGCCUCCUCUAACUUUGUAAACCAUACUCCAAACAUUAAGACAUAUAUGAACAAAAACAAUAAAUAUAUACCAGGAGAAAGGUAUUCACUUCCUCAACUUCAAACAAGCAACAUCGUUUACCCUGCUUUGUAUAAGCCGCCGGCUAGCUGCCAUUUCCUGUAUAAGGAAAGAGGAGGAACUAUAAAUUUUGGAGAGGAUGAAGAUUCGCUUUCAUCGACUCCGAGAAAAGAUUACCCUAUCGACACACCGAAAACUACGGGAAUUCUACGCCAGUCUCGUACAGAAUCAACAGAACCUCCUCCAGCCAUCAACAGUUUUCCUCUCACAGUUACAGAUGCCGAAGAUACGCCAAGAGCUGAUUAUGGUCUAGAAAUGGCUACACAGAUUGAUUAUUCGGAAAGAUUUAUCAUUAAUGUUAAGGAAAUUGAAGACAUAAUAGCUAUGUCAGAACAGUCAGCGAACAAUACAGGCGAAAAGGAAAGCGGCAAGGCAGAUAAGGAAAUGGCAAAGAAUAGAGAAAAUGGAAACAUAAAAAGACCGCCACUGUCACCAACCCCAGGAAGACCAGCAAGUCCACCAUUCGAUGGUGAGGAGUUAGUGGUACCAUCUGCGUUGUCUUUAUCUAGUCUUGGAGAGAGGCACAACACAGGUGACAGUGGGUUUUCCCAACCGAUACCAUCGCCGUAUAAGGCCAGUUUCGACUUUCAAGUACCCCCACCUUUUCCACCACCACCGCCGCCUCCCCCACCGCCAUUGCUUGUGGAAAUUGGAAAACAGCGUCCAUCGACACCUCGCACCGAGCUGGUCGGCUAUGAGAUCUCUGAGACCGAAGCCGCAUCUAUAUCUCUCAGAAAAUCCUCAACGGGAAAAGAGUUGCCUGAAACUAACACAGCCGCAGAAAAUCAAACCAAGCUAGUUCAACUUCCUUUCAUGGAAGAACUGAAACGGCGCCAACGAUCGAUAGACGAAGGAGUCUCCUUGCUAACGCCGGCAUUCACCUCUACAACAAAUCCUUUACAAGGAUCUUCAUCCGACAGUAAUCUUCGGCGAAACAGCGGGAAAGAUAACUCCAGUAACCAUAGUGACGAUUUGUCUAAAUCUGAAUCUUCGAAAAACGGCCUGACUCAGAGACCAUCCGCUGUUCAGUUUGCAGACGAGCCUCCUGAAAUCAUUCCCCGUGAAGACGACUACAGUAUUCCAGCAUACGAGGAUGCUGAAGAUGAACGGGAUAUAGAAAUGAAUAUAGUUUUAUCAUUAUCUCCACCAUUACCACCUCCUCCCCCGCCAUUACCUUUGCAUUUCUAG